GAACAACUUCACUAUCCACUGGGCAGCACAUUUAUCCAUUUACUCUUAACUUACCCAACAAUUUGCCUGGUACUUACCACUGUGAAUACGGAUCUAUUUCAUAUAAGCUCGUAGCUGUUGUAGACCGACCAAUGGCCUUAGAUUAUGAAGACCAAGUCAUAUUUGUAGUUGUAGCUCCUGUUGAUCUGAAUCUUCUGAGGAGACCAGAGCUACUGGCGCCCAGUUCAUAUUCCGACGAUAAAACUCUUUGCUGCUGGUGCUGCGCUCAAGGGCCUAUAUCUUUGGAUGUUGACCUACCCAAGAGGACUCUUGUUCCUGGAGAAACUAUAAAUGUCACAGCUCGGUUAACUAAUAUGUCGAAUACUAACGUUGAAGGAGUUGGUUUUGAAAUGAAACAGAGAAUUAUAUGUCUAGUGAAUGAACCAAACAAAGAAGAGAAAGAGAUAGAUAAUAUUCUUGUGGAUGUAAACGAAGUUGGCCUAGGAGCUCACGGAGAGCAUACUUACACUUUUAACGUUAUGUUACCGAUGAACGUUCCCAUUCCAAAUUUUUCGCAGUGCAGGCUUUUCAAAGCCGAAUACGUUUAUAAGAUGGGAGAUUUUGACGUCGAAUUAUUGUAUUUGGAAUUAUUAGAGAACGAGGUCCAAAUUAAUGGCAACAUAAGGAAAAAUAUUUUUGAAGAACUGGACGAUGGAAAAUUUCUAGAAAGAUAUCGCCUGUCCAAAAAAGUAGUAAUAAAAGUUUUAGAAGAAAUUGAGCCUGCAUUAGAAUAUGCAACAGAUAGAAACUUUCCAUUGACUCCUAUCCAACAAUUGUUGAUAGCUCUGAGGUUUUAUGCUACCGGAUCGUUCCAAACAGUUAUGGGUGAUGACGAUUUCCUGGAGUUAUUGGAGCUUUGGAUUGUACCCACAUACCAAUACUAUCACCUGGAGGUAAUAUGGGUGAAAUAUUUAGAAACAGAAAAGGUUACUUUUCAAUAA
Anoplophora glabripennis (Asian longhorned beetle) is the source of this 980-nucleotide messenger RNA. RefSeq lists its product as uncharacterized. The transcript has 5 exons. Gene Ontology annotation, biological process: protein transport. Gene Ontology annotation, cellular component: cytoplasm. NCBI's taxonomy places the organism in Eukaryota, Metazoa, Arthropoda, Insecta, Coleoptera, Cerambycidae. The record is from RefSeq and is a predicted model, not a curated record. The coding region runs from base 132 to 980 and encodes 282 amino acids.